CCCAUGUCUGCCAUCUACAUGAGCCAGCUCUCCACUGCCCUCCCUCUCAUGGAGGGAGAUCACCAAGAUCAUCAUCACCACCACCAAGGCCACUUCCAGGCCUUCACCCUGCCAAAGGAAACACCGAUCCUUUUCCCCUUUGUGAUCAGCAAUAGUAGCGCCAGCGAAGGCAGUUUGAGCUAUGGAUCGGCUGCAGACCAUCACUUGUUGAGGCAGCGUCAUCAAGCUAUGCUGGAGCCCCAACAUAUGAUUGGAGGAUCAUCAACUGCGACUGGGAAUAGUGUCUUCUCGACGCCGUUCCCGACCGUGGAGAGCAUCCGCGACGACAUGAUCGAGCCUGCCUCGUACGAUCCAUACGAUAUGGGGAAGCUGCAGGUCGGCGGGUCGAUGGAUGCUUGCAGCUGGACGCCGGCGGCAGCCAAGAUGAGGAUCACGAGGAAGGCCACUGCCGAUCCCAGUGCGGGGAAGAAGCCAAGGAGAAGGGCGCAAGCAGGGUACGACGACACCAUGAGCGGCCAACCGAAUUUGGGUGUUAUUAGGGUGUGCUCCGACUGCAACACCACCAAGACACCCUUGUGGAGGAGUGGUCCUUGCGGCCCCAAGUCGCUCUGCAACGCGUGCGGUAUCAGGCAGCGGAAGGCGAGGCGGGCGAUGAUGGCCGCCGCCUCCGGCUCGGUGUCAGCAGUUCCCACUGACAGCGGCAAGGCCUCGCCCAGCAACGCCGCCGUGGCCGCAGCAGCAGCACACCCCAAGGUGAAGAAGGAGAAGAGAGUGGACGUGGACCGGUCGCUGCCGUUCAAGAAACGGUGCAAGGUGGUCCAGCAAGGUCACGGUGCGGCCGUCGUCGUUGCAGCUCCUGCUGCUGCCACCGACAGCGCGACUGUCGUGCAGGCCACCGCCGAGGAUGGUGAUGACGACACCUGUCCGAGCAGGGAUCUGCUUGUCGACGACAUUGGUGGGCUCAUCAGCUGGAGCAGGAGUCCGGCGGCACCCGCCUCAGCGGCUGCGGCCACCUGCAGCUUCCGGGCGUCGCCGGCGUUGCCCGUGCAGCAGGACGAGAUCACGGACGCUGCCAUGCUGCUGAUGACGCUGUCCUGCGGGCUUGUCCGGAGCUGAUCCACGAUCUGCUACCUCUACGAAGGACGACCCAGCGCACCGUAGGCUUUUCCCAGCUAGCAGCUAGCUUGUGCCUUUGACUGUUAGCUAGCGUUACUGUUACUGCUGUUACCAUCGUCGUCUACCGUAAUACCUGUAGUGCUUUUGUUUAGCUUCUUGUUGCUAGUGUGACCACCCUUGUCACUGUUCAAGUCAUGUGAUUCGUUCGAUGAGUGAGAGAGAGAGAAGAGGUCUAGUUGAGAUGAUAGGAGCGACAAGAGCACCGUCUCUAGCUACAAUAGCUAGUAAAUAUAAUCGCAUGUAGUGUGAGGAGUUUCAGUUUUGAGUGUGUACAAGUUCUUUAAUUCCGAUCCUGUGGCUAUAAUCUGGUCGCUGGCUGCUGCUACAUAUUUUUUUAUUCUUCCUUUUGCUUGAGUUUCUUUUAAGGAACCUAAAAGUGUAAUGGGAAUGUUUUGAGACAUACCGUCAUACCGACGAUGCAAGGUGUCGUGCUUGUCUUCCUGGCUACUCGUUCAUGGCUUUUGUUUCUGAUGCUUCUGUCAGUAUGCAUACAACAUUCUUGUACGUACGUAGUCUCCAUUUCAAAAUAUGAUGUGCCUUGAUCU
Messenger RNA from Zea mays, 1721 nucleotides. RefSeq names its product GATA transcription factor 20. The transcript has 3 exons. Gene Ontology annotation, molecular function: sequence-specific DNA binding; zinc ion binding. NCBI's taxonomy places the organism in Eukaryota, Viridiplantae, Streptophyta, Magnoliopsida, Poales, Poaceae. Gene Ontology annotation, biological process: regulation of DNA-templated transcription. The record is from RefSeq and is marked predicted. The coding region runs from base 4 to 1116 and encodes 370 amino acids.